GUGAAUGGGGUGGGGGUUUGCUGAGAUUCAGAGAAACUGCUGAAACAGUCAGCCUGGGAACACGAGAGAGCGAUGGUGGCGAUACAAAGCAGGAUCCGUUCAGGCCCUGGAUAUGGUGAAGCGGAGACCAGAGAGUGUGCCUAUUACAAUGCCAACUGGGAGCUGGAGAAAACAAACCAGAGUGGGGUGGACCGCUGCGAAGUAGAGAAGGACAAGCGACUGCACUGUUACGCCUCCUGGCGCAAUGCCUCGGGCUCCAUUGAAUUGGUCAAGAAAGGCUGCUGGUUGGACGACUUCAACUGUUACAACAGAAUGGAGUGCGUUGCAACAGAGGAGAAUCCACAUGUGUUUUUCUGCUGCUGUGAGGGGAACUACUGCAACGAUCGAUUCUUCCACUUCCCAGAGUCUGUGCCAGAAGUGGUUUUCGAGCCUCCACCACCGACUCCCUCGCUGCUGAACAUCAUGGUGUACGCACUGCUCCCCAUCACUGGCCUCUCUGUCAUCCUGCUGCUGGCCUUCUGGAUGUAUCGGCACCGCAAGCCGCCCUACGGACACGUGGACAUCAAUGAGGACCUGGGCCUGCCGCCUCCCUCGCCGCUGGUUGGACUGAAGCCGCUGCAGUUACUGGAGAUCAAGGCCAGAGGGCGCUUUGGCUGCGUGUGGAAAGCCCAGAUGAUGAACGAGUAUGUGGCAGUGAAGAUCUUCCCCGUGCAGGAUAAGCAGUCAUGGCAGAACGAACGCGACAUCUACAUAACGCCCGGCAUGAAACAUGAGAACGUGCUGCGAUACAUCGGCUCCGAGAAGCGAGGCACCAACCUGGAGAUGGAGCUCUGGCUCAUCACCUCCUUCCACGAGAGGGGCUCGCUGUGUGACUUUCUGAAGGGGACUGUGAUCAGCUGGAACGAGCUGUGUCACAUCUCGGAGACUAUGUCGCGGGGUCUGGCCUAUCUGCAUGAAGACAUUCCUCGGCACAAAGGGGAAGAAGCAAAGCCCGCUAUAGCCCACAGGGAUUUUAAAAGUAAGAAUGUGCUGGUGAAGACAGACCUGUCUGCGUGUAUAGGUGACUUCGGCCUGGCCGUGAGGUUCGAACCCGGAAAGCCUCCCGGAGAUACACAUGGUCAGGUUGGGACACGGAGAUACAUGGCUCCCGAGGUACUGGAGGGGGCAAUUAACUUCCAGAGAGACGCCUUCCUCAGGAUAGACAUGUAUGCUGUGGGCCUCGUGCUCUGGGAGAUGGUCACAAGAUGUACCGCGGCGGAUGGGCCCAUUGACGAGUACAGUUUGCCGUUUGAGGAGGAGAUUGGGCAGCACCCAACGCUGGAGGACCUGCAGGAUGUGGUGGUCCACAAGAAAAUGAGGCCCAUUCUCAAAGACUGCUGGUACACACACCCGGGUCUCGCCCUGCUUUCCGAGACCAUUGAAGAAUGCUGGGACCAUGAUGCAGAGGCACGCCUCUCAGCGGGCUGUGUGUUGGAACGCAUCUGUCAGACCCGCAGACUGAUCAGCGGCACUACCUCAGACUGCCUGGUGACCAUGGUAACGGCUGUCACUAACGUGGACCUGCCGCCCAAAGAGUCCAGUAUCUGAGCCUUGAGC
Callorhinchus milii (elephant shark) is the source of this 1596-nucleotide messenger RNA. RefSeq names its product activin receptor type-2B-like. The coding region runs from base 73 to 1587 and encodes 504 amino acids. Gene Ontology annotation, cellular component: activin receptor complex; plasma membrane. Gene Ontology annotation, biological process: protein phosphorylation; activin receptor signaling pathway; cellular response to growth factor stimulus. Gene Ontology annotation, molecular function: ATP binding; activin binding; activin receptor activity. The record is from RefSeq and is a predicted model, not a curated record. The transcript is spliced from 11 exons. Lineage: Eukaryota; Metazoa; Chordata; Chondrichthyes; Chimaeriformes; Callorhinchidae.